This is a messenger RNA of Lytechinus pictus (painted urchin), 4376 nucleotides long. Its product is annotated as solute carrier organic anion transporter family member 4A1-like. Gene Ontology annotation, cellular component: plasma membrane. NCBI's taxonomy places the organism in Eukaryota, Metazoa, Echinodermata, Echinoidea, Temnopleuroida, Toxopneustidae. Bases 52 to 1623 code for a protein of 523 amino acids. Gene Ontology annotation, molecular function: protein binding. The transcript has 9 exons. Gene Ontology annotation, biological process: sodium-independent organic anion transport; transmembrane transport. The record is from RefSeq and is a predicted model, not a curated record.
GAUGUCUGCCCAGCUUUGUCGAAUGCUACAUCUGGGAGCUCCUGUGGUGAGAUGACGUCAUCAUCCGGCGAUUCAAUGCUGCUUUACUAUUGGUUGUUCAUCAUCGGUCAGGUGUUACAUGGAUGGGGCGGGUCUACCCUCUACACUGUCGGUAUUACGUAUAUGGAUGAGAGUUUACCGUCUUCGACAUUCGGCCUUUAUAUGGGAAUCUUCACCGCUAUGAACGCCGUUGGACCAGCUCUGGGUUACCUGAUAGGCGGCGCCAUGCUGUCAGACCUGUACAAUGAUAUCACAACACCUUUGUCAAGUUUGGACAUCACCCCUGAUAAUCCUGUCUGGGUCGGAGCUUGGUGGUUGGGAUUUUUAAUCAAUGCUGGGCUCAUCUUCAUCUUCGCUUUCCUCAACCUUGGCUUUCCAAAGAAACUACCAGUAAUGGAUAAAAUUUUACAAGAGAAGAGAAACGAAUCUCAAGCUGGUUGCGAGUUCGAAUCCCGGGACGGUUCGUACCUCGAAGUUCUUCAAGACUUCCCCAAGGCUCUUUUAGGCCUCUUCAAAAACCCUCCUUUCAUCUUCCUGUCAUUGAUCGCUACCUGUGAGUGGUUUGUCUACGCCGGCCUUACAACAUUCGGCCCAAAGUUUUUCGAAUCUCAACUCAACAUCUCGUCCGGGGACGCAAGCUAUGAUAUAGGAAUCAUCAGCGUCUCGGCUGGCAUCGUAGGUUCCCUGAUAAGUGGAGUAUUGAUGAAACGACUGAAUUUAUCUGUCAGAGGUCUUUUGAAGCUGAGUGUCAUAUGUGCCGUAGUGUCUCUCCUGUCGCAGUUCGUAUUUCUCUUCCCUUGCCCUGAUAUUCCUUUUGCUGGAGUGACGGUUCCCUAUGGUAAUGGCCAAGGCUCCCUCAAUAGCACAAAUAUUUCAGCACCAUGUCACGGUUCCUGCGCAUGCUCAGAUACAUUUGACCCCGUCUGUGGAGAGGAUGAUAUCCUAUACUACUCGGCCUGUCACGCUGGAUGCUCUGCGCAAGAGCAAACAUUGGAUGGCAAAAUAAAAUACGUGAAUUGUUCGUGUGUUUCAAACCCCGCUUAUCCAAACGGGGACUCAUUCGUGUCUGGGACCGUCGAGAGAGGACGCUGUUCACAAAAAUGUGGCUACCGAUGGUUAUUUUACAUAUUGAUGUUCGUUGCCCUUAUUUCGACGUCGAUGUUAAUAGUUCCAACAUGGGCAGCAACAGUAAGGUGUGUUGAACAUAGUCUUAGAGGCCUAGCUCUCGGUGUCCAAACAGUUAUGUAUGGAGCAUUGGGCAAUGUUCCCGCUCCCGUCGUAUUCGGGCUCCUUAUUGACCGCUCCUGCCUCCUGUGGGAGACAGCUUGCAACGGCUCCCGCUCCUGCUGGCUCUACGAUAACAAGCAAUUCGCCAACUCUUUUUUUCUCCUCACCGUCAUCUUCAAAUCGUCCUCCCUCAUCUUCUGUAUAGCAGCGCUUCUCAGCUACAAACCGGUCUCUGCCGGUGUCCCGACGGAUUCCAGCCCCAGCAAUCUGCCGGAGUUCGCCCGGCGGUUUAGUAGGAAAGUGUCGAUACGGUUGUCCACGAAAACGCGAGGAUCGGUCUACCCCGUGGAUACAUGAGCAGAUCAUUAUAGACUCAUCACAGAGCAUUCGUGGAACGUUGAUUUAAAGGGACCACUACGUCGCAAUUCAUACGUUCGUGAGCAGUUUGCUUUCUCUCGACUGUAGGCAUUGAAAUCCUUUCAUUCGGGAGGAGUGAAAUAAAAAGCAGAGAAACUCGCUUCUCGCGAACACGCAUAUUUCCCCGGACCCGUUUCUUGUCUUGCCAUCCAAUAACGAAGUUUUCGCUUCACGAGGCUCGACGGAUCAAAAAAGAAAAAUCCUAAAAAGAAAUGUAUUAUUGUCAAAAUGUAAAGUGCCCCUCAUGACAAAAAACAACCAAGAAGUCUUUGUCGAAACUUGGUGAAUCAAAACAGCAGUUUCGUCCUGGACUCUGGACAAACGACAUAUGUGCAAUUUUUCGUCAGCCCCUAAGCUUCGGGCGAAACUCCUGUUCCGGUUCACCAAUUUUCGACAAAGACCUUCCAGUUGGACUUUGUCAUUUGAUGGGUAUUUUCAAUACAUUUACUUUGUUCGUGAAUCCGUCGUUCGUCAUGGAAACGAGGACCAUGGACAACAUCAACGUCACCAUCAGCGAAGAAGAAGGGAGAAUCGUUUAUCUAAAAUGCGCGCAUUAACAGUACUUUUAAAACGAGCUUGCAUGCAUUUCCAGUAUUAUAACAACUUGUAUUUCACAAAGACACUAAACAAUCAAACUGCAUGUAACAAUGUCAAUGCUUUUUUGUAUUUGUAAUAUAAUGUUUGACUGCAUCAUGAUAGUAGCUGUUAUUAGCCUUUAAAGGGCAACCAGUGGGUCGAUUAUUUUGUCGUCAUGAGCGGAGAAAAUUUGACAUCAUUAUUAUCUUUCAUUCUUCACUGCUCAGAAAAUACUUUCAAAAUGAUUAAAUGAAUGAAUUUCGAUGUACCUCAUUAGCAAAGAACCUCGCACAUCUGAAGAAACGAAUAAAAAAUAAAAUAACUGACAACGGGCGCGUCGUGGUCUGCGGGCGCGUCGUGGUCUAGUGGUUCUGACUCUCGCCUUUCAAACAGAGGGUCGUGGGUUCGAAUCCUAACCAUGACGUGUUUUCCUUCAGCAAGAAAUUUAUCCGCACUGUGCUGCGCUCGACCUAGGUGAGAUGAAUGGGUACCCGGAAGGAUUAAAUCCUUGCAUGCACUGAGCGCCGGUGACGGUAGCUCGAGCUAAAGCCGGGGUAAUAAUAGCAGCGCUUUGUAUCCUCAGGCAAAAAGCGCUUUAUAAAUACAGCUAUUAUCAUUAUUAUUAUUAAAUCACGAAUAUUGAGAGAGGGUAAUCUCAACAAAUUUUACGCACAGAGGUUUAUUGGGCAUAUGCACCGAUUACGGGUUUUGUUAUUUUUUCCCCACAAGGUUCCUGAAUAAUAUCUUAUAGUGUUUGCCAUAAAGCCUUGACUGUUAUUUAUAUUUUAUGAUGUGUAUUUGCUGAAAACGUCGUUUUGUAUUCGUGUUGUUUUUGUAUAAAUGUAAACCUUCAAACGUAGAGGGCAGCAAUACCGGCAGUGUUGACGCCCCAAUAAGUUCGUUGAUGUACAGAUUGUAAACCAUACCAAAUGUGUCAUAUCUUAUUUGAUUUCUGUAUUUAUGCAAGUGUGAGUUUGUUGUCAUAUAUGUAUAUGGAAUAACUAUGAAAGUAUGAUACUGUAACUGUUAAAAAUAUUCUUUACCAAAGAGGUUGUGGAAAAAGUCUAAAGCUGCAAGAAUCUAGAGUGCAUGGCAUUGUAAAACUUUUGUUAGAGAACAGGUAAUAUAUUUUAUUUCCUUACGAAGAGACCAAAAGGUUGUCAGAUUAUACCAAACGAAGCAUUAUGCUGCAAAACGUGUCAAUAUUUUUAAAGAAGAUGAAUUUUUUCACAUCUGCCGCUUUAUUUGUUUAUAUGAGUUGUUGGAUAAACGUGCGUAGAAAGAAAAUGUUUAGAAGUGAAUGGAAUGGAUUAUUACGGAAGCACGUUAGUGCAACCAUUUAUAUAUAUUUUUAGGAGAAAUUACCCUGCAGCUCCAGUAAAUUUCUCUCGAAAAUUAGUUCACAGGUAGCACUGAAAUGGGCUCCCGUAGAAUAGACUAGAGUUAUAGAGACAUUAUUCAUAAUUGUGAUAUGCGCUAUACAAGAACUGUUUAUUAUUAUUAUUAUUAUUAAUUAAAAUGAUCAGAACCGAUUUUUACUUAUGUCAUCUUGGUAAUUUUUUGAAAUCAUCAGCUGGCCAAAUUAUUAAAAUAGAACGUCAUUCAAAGCAGAUGUCGUUCGUCUCAUUUGUUUUUCUUUUUAGGCAAAAUAUUGUGACAUUUUAAAAAAAGAAUGAAGGGCCACUCUCCGCUACCUCAGGGAUAACUUUACUAAACCAAUCCGAAAAGUCACAAUGAAAUCAAUUAUAUUAUUGCUUGCAUUGAUCUACGGAGAAGAUAAAACAGAAGAGUUUGAAAUCGUCAACGUUAUAAUGAAUUGUAUGAAUUGCAUUUUCAUCAAUUGAAAUAACUGAUAUCCACUUAAAUUCUUUUACCCUCUCAAUAAUAAAAAAAAGUGUUAAAUUUAGCACUUAAGGAGCUAGUGGAGUAAUUACACGUCCUAAAGAGAAAUUUGCGACCCGUUUUUGAGCUCAAUGUUUUAGAUAAAACGGCACUUUCGUCUAAUAUACAAUUGUCUUGUUCUUUUAUAAAAUGUGAUGACAUGAAACUAUACAUUAUACUUCUUCGAUAUGUUAUUGCAAGUAAAUGUAACUAAAUAAAUUAUUUUGCUCUUGUAA